AUGUCGAAUACAGCAACUACACUCCUGGCGACAAUCUGGGCUUUGACCAACCUGAUCAUCACAUCAAGUGGGUCCGAGUCUCUCCGCCCUGUCCUGAGUGGUCCCACCAUGGCCUACCCCAGCAACAGAGUGGCCUUCAGUGGGACCGAUCUCCAAGGAGACCAGCCCGCAUCCUUCUUCCUGAAGGUGGCCAUGACGUCAGGGGGGUCGUACCAGUGCAGAGCCCAAGCAGACGACAGAGAAGGAUCCAGCAACAGCGUCCACCUAACUGUAGUCAUUCCUCCAUCAGAAACCAGGAUCACUUCAGAGCCCUUUCCCCCAGUGGCCUAUGAGGGGUCCCGGCUGGUGCUCCACUGUAACGUGUCCCGUGGCUCUCACCUGUCCUACUCCUGGUUCUUCAACAGGAGGGAGCUGUCCCCCGCCUCACCCCUCUAUCGCACUCGGGGGGAAAGUCUGGUGAUGGAGCGGGUUCAGCCUGAACACGCAGGGCAAUACUCCUGCAUGGCCUGGUCGUCUGUGCUGGACAUGAAGAGAUACUCCAGCAGCACAGCGGUCCAGCUCACUGUCAAAGAGCUCGUGACCCAGCCUCAGCUCUCCUUCUCCGUCUCCAAAGAUGCAGCUGGUGGCUUCGUGGGGAAUGUGAGCUGCAGCGUGUCCCGAGGAACUCCGCCCAUCAACUUCACCUUCCUCCUGGAGCGCAGAGAGGAGGCUGCGGUCACAGUGAUGUCUCGCUCUGCCUCGUUCCUCUUCCCUGUGGUGCAGCGACUGGAGAUGGGGAGCGCACGGUGCAGGGCGCAAACACAGGUGCAGGACGUCCUGAGCGAUUCCUUCCCUCUGGAAGUGGUCCCAGUUGGAGGCCGACUAGAAGUUCAGAUGGACUAUUUCUACACAGCGGACCAUAAAGCCACAGCUGCCAAACUGAGUUGCCAGAUAAACCAGGGAACUUUCCCCAUUGUUGAAUGGCUCCAUAACAGCUCUGUUCUCACAGUCAAACCCACAGAAUUCCACAUCCCUCACCUCGCCCCACCCUUCGUCUUCACGGACAGAGGACGAAAGCUCAUUUUAGCCAAACUUGGACCCGAUGUUUUUGGAUAUUACCGGUGCAGAGCAAGAGACAGCUAUGAUGACAACAGUACCUGGGCAGAAAGUGACGACGUAUUGGUGCAAAUCAAAGGAUCAUUGAGCUUCACCCCCAAACCACUGCCAGCUCCACCCACCACUGCUCUAAAUGUCUCGACCCCCAUUAUAGAGUCCAUUUCCAUUGUUUUUUGCUGCUUUGUUCUUCUGGCAUUAGUCGUGGCUGUGGCCUGUGUUUCCAAGAUGAUUGAUAAAAGACGAGACACAGAGGUCCGAAGGAGGAGGAGUUUCUUUGAACGUGCUUUGUCUGCACGGCCAUCCAUUUCAAGAUCUGUGAGGGAAAAUACCCACACUCAGAUGACAGACGUCUGA
Molecule: messenger RNA, 1449 nt
Organism: Knipowitschia caucasica
Lineage: Eukaryota; Metazoa; Chordata; Actinopteri; Gobiiformes; Gobiidae
Source: the annotation of a GenBank genome assembly